Molecule: messenger RNA, 996 nt
Organism: Carya illinoinensis
Lineage: Eukaryota; Viridiplantae; Streptophyta; Magnoliopsida; Fagales; Juglandaceae
Exons: 1
Coding region: 158-868 (236 amino acids)
Source: RefSeq, a predicted model, not a curated record
UGCUGCCCAUUUCCAAGUACCAAAAGCCCAUAGGAAAGGAGUGCAUUACUGCAGUUCCUCUGAGCCCAAAGAAAAGCUCACUCCAUUCUCAAUAAUUCCGCCAAACAAAGUUCAAACAGCUUCGACGAAUCUCCAACAAAAUUGGAAGAAGAGCACAAUGCAGCAAACUCUUUACUUCAAAACACAUCAGUCCUCCAGUGGGUUUCAUCUUUCGUACCCAAUCGCUAUAAUGCCUACAUCUCUUUACAAUACCGCCAUUUUUGCACCAAAAUUAUUUUUCAUUCGCUCUGCGGUUUUGGCUUCCCAUCCAACACAGAUACAGAACCCAAUUAUCUGUGCAAGAAAGACCGACAAGCUAGUUAUAUAUGCGAGAAAAAAUAAAAGGAGAAAUGGAUCUCAAAUGUCAAAGAAGUUACUGUUUGGUUUGAUAACAAUCAUGGCCUCAAAAACCAAGAUCUUACCACAGCCCUUAGAUUUGGUUGUUGGGGAAAUCGGCCAUGUAGAUGGGAAUCGAGUGGCCGUGUGGUUCUGGAAGUUGUUUGGAGGAGGAGGCUUUGACGGACGGAGAAGGAAUAACAAGAGAAAAUCAAUGCUCCUUGUGUUCUUUGUGAUUUGCGGUUUGGCUUUCUUGUUAGUGAAAGAGUUGGAGCGCAAUGUGCUUUGUGGCUUUUCGGUUUUGGGGCUACUUGGGGUUCUUUCGAUUCAGUGGUUGGGAAAGAGAAAAACCAAAGAUUGGGUUUUGGGGUUUUGUCUUGGGGGAGCUUUGGUUGGCUUGGGGUUAAGGAGGGGGGAGAUGCAAAAAUGGGUUGAACGGCUCAGGGUUUGUUGCCCAAUAAUGGAGGUUGGAAGAAGACGGGGAAGAAAGUAAAUAUGAAUUUGAAAAGAUUUAGAUCUCGAUUAUUUUUUCUUUUCUCUAGUGUCAUUGUUCAAUUUCUUUUUUUCUUCAUGUCAAUGAAAAGAUUAUUCUUUUAAUUCUUCAUGAAUUUUUUCCUUGAA